AUGAUUUCAAAUUUUAUCUCAGUUCUAUUCUGUGCUGUGUCAGUGGCUUUAGUCACCUCACAGUCUGCACCAUCAGGUCCUGGUCAAUGCCCUGGAGGUCCCUCAUUGAACAUUCAGUGCGACCCUAAACGUCCAUGGCCUCAGUGUCCUCCUCAGUCUUAUUGCUACGUUACUGGCUCGGUUGAUGUUGGACCACAUUACUGCUGCCCAGUUUGGUCGACUUAUGGUGCGUCGUACAGACCUGCUGCCCCAUUCUACGACUAUGUACCGCCAAUGCCAGAGGAUUGGCCAGCUAACAUAAAAGCUUCAGCUAAUUGGCCUACUUCCGUUAUUAGCCGAAAUGCGAUGGCAAAGUUGAAGACUACUUUCAACAACGAAGACGGGGACGAAGACGAGAACGUUCAAAAAUUCUCUAAAGUGAAUUUGCGGCGCUGAGCAAGAUGGAGUUGCGAGUGGUUUCCGAGCGAUUACCACUAUCUAUACCUGUAUAAAAAGGCAC
Cylicocyclus nassatus is the source of this 499-nucleotide messenger RNA. The record is from the annotation of a GenBank genome assembly. Lineage: Eukaryota; Metazoa; Nematoda; Chromadorea; Rhabditida; Strongylidae.